Molecule: messenger RNA, 3696 nt
Organism: Pipistrellus kuhlii (Kuhl's pipistrelle)
Lineage: Eukaryota; Metazoa; Chordata; Mammalia; Chiroptera; Vespertilionidae
Gene: CCDC187
Product: coiled-coil domain containing 187
Exons: 15
Coding region: 1-3627 (1208 amino acids)
Biological process (GO): microtubule anchoring
Cellular component (GO): centrosome
Molecular function (GO): microtubule binding
Source: RefSeq, a predicted model, not a curated record
AUGGCAGCACCAUCCUCGUCUGGGUCACAGGAGGCAGGGGCACAGGAGGGGGUGCACCGUCAGAGGCCCCGCUGGGCCCACACUGAGCAGCUGCAUCUGCUUCUUCCUCCAAGGGCAGGCGGACUGCGUCCAGCUGCGGCCGAGGAGGCCCUCCCGGCCGCCCGGAGGUGGCCCAGGCCCGCCCCACAGCCAGGUGUCCCUCGGGAGGCGCCCUACGUGGCCUGGACUGGCCACCUGGAGAGGCCGGGCGCUCCAGGACAGGCCUACAGCCGCCCUACGUGGACAGCCGGCGGCGAGACCCAGGACGGGGACAGCUCGGUGUCAUCGGGCCGCCUGUCUGGCUCCUCGGGGGGCCACAAGCCGUGUGCACCUGCCCAGAGGCCCUGGAAGGAGAGGCCCCCCCUGGUGCUGGGGUCCCCACGGCAGCACGGGGAGAGCAACCCCCGGCUGGAGCGGCUGAGGGAGAAGAUCCGGGCGCAGGCCCGUUGGCAGGCCAGCUGUGCCUCCCUGGGCACCUCGAUGCCUUCCAGCGCCUCUCGCCUCCUCCGAGCCUCCCCACUGGCCCCCCGGAGGAAGGUCAGAAAGCUGAAGAAGGCCCCUGCGGCCCCGGCCUGCCCAGGCUUCGGCAACCCAAGUGCAGCUGGGCGUGCCAUCCAAGACAAGGCCAUCCCUGACCAGGAGCAUGUGCCCUCCAGGGGCUCCCAGCGCCGGGCCUCUGCUCCACGGGAGAAACACAGAAGCAUGAAGAGUAGUUCUUGCAAAAGAGAGAAGGCCCCCCGGUCAUCCCCCAGAAGAACUGCCAAAGACCAUGGAGACACAGAAGACCCCGCUGGCCCCCGGAUGCCCCGUCCAGCCGUGGUCCACAGUGACCCCCAGGGGUUCGCCCACACGUCUAACCCGGUGUCCUGCCACGAGGCUGGGAGCAUCCAGUCCGCCAUGGCCGUCCUGAAGGACCUCCGCAAGCAGAUGCAGGAGGGGCUGGAGCUGGCCCAGGACCAUCGCCACAGGGGAGGGCAGGAGCGCCGGCAGCUGGCCGGGAGGAGGCCCCAGGGCCACUGGAGUGCCCCGGACGUGCGUUCCUCCCUCCACAGGAGCUCUGCCGGCCCAGCAAAGGGGGCGCACUGCUCCUCCUCAGAGUGUGCCAGGAGCACCUCCACCAGGCAGUGCUGGGGCGCCUCGACCAGGAGGGAGUCCUCUCCGCAGAGGACCUGGUUCCCCCAAGGACGGGACCCCACCUUCCAGAGGCCUGGGAGCCCCCCAGAGAGGCCCUGGAGUGCCUUGGCUGGGCAGAUGGCCAGGGUCCCCUGCAAAGACUGGGAGGCCUCUCCCCGAGGACCCUGGAGCCCUCCCGCCCAGCGGUCCUGGAGCGCCUCCUUCGUGAAAAGGGCCAGUGCCCCAGUCCAGGGCAGAGCCCACCCCUGGCCCAGGCCCGCCCAGAGCACCUCUCAGCUGGCACCCCGACAGGAGCAGGAUGCUCGGCUGCCGCCGCCCUGCCCAAAGCCCCGGGGGUCCCUGGGCCUCCCAUACAGCCCCGCGUCCCUGCGGGAGUUCAUGCGCCAGAAGGCCCUGGCACGCCAGCAGCAGGUCCUGGAGGAGAAGGCCGCAGCCGUGCAGGCACGGGAGCUGAGAAGCCAGCGGCUGCAGGACGUGUACAGGCAGCAGAGGGAGGCCGUGCGGGGCAGGGCCGGCCCCGCCCCCACCAAGGCCUUCCCCCUGGUCUCCCAGACGACCCCCAGCAUCGUGACCUUCAUCCCGCACUCAGCAACGUCCAGGGCCCAGGACGCGGCCGGGAGCGAGGGGUCGCCAGCGCAGCAGUGGAGCAAGGUGACCUCCGGCAUGGUGCUGGGGGAACAGGAGGCCCCAGGCAGCUUCUGCCUGUGUCUGGACCGAGCCUUGGACCAUGAGCCUCUGGAGACAGGAGAACCCCAGGAAGGCUGGGUGGGAGCUCCCCUGCCAACGUCUGCUGGCUCCCCCUCGGGUCCCCUGAAGCUCCAGGACCUGACCGCCCGCCACCCGCGCCCAGGGCUGUGCAUCUACCUGGGCCCCGAGGAGGCUGAGCACCUGGGCACGCAGGGCCCCCUGCACUUCAGCUACAAGCAGGCCCGGCUGCAGGCCCUGGAGACCAUGGCCAACGUCCUAAAGCAGCGCAUCGACCUCCUGACCGCCAAGCUGCUCAGGGCCGACGCCACGGACACUCUGGAGGGCCUGCCCUCGAACCUGCCGCCCUCACACCCCGACACUCACAGUGCCAGCCUGCCCCCGGGCCUUGGCACCCCCAAGCCAGUGAUGCCAGCCUGCUCCCGAACCUUGGUGCCCGACGCGGGCACAGGGUCUCCCUGGCGCUGGGCAGACGUGCGUGCCAGGCUGCUGCUCUCUCCCGCCUGCUUGCCGGACAGAGAGAUGCCGCUGUGGAGUCCUGGCUGGGAGCAGCGGAGGAGCGUGAGCCCCGGGGCCUGCCUGGCCUCCUCGCCCCCCGGCUCCACGGAGGAUGGAUGUUUGGAGCGGGACUGGAGGCUGGCAAGAGACACAGCUUCUGUCCAGGCCCUCGGCCCCCUGGCAGGGAGCUCGCUCGAGGUGCCAUCCCCGCCGGACCCCACCUGUGGCUCGCUGUGGCUGGAGGAGAUGCCGUCAGCCAGAGGGGCAGGCUUGGUCACGCCCUGGACCCUGCAGAGCUGCGGUCAGCAGGAGCCUGGCAGGCGCUUCUCAGACCUCCAACAGAAGUCCCUGAGCUUCCUCCAGACCCUGAAGCUGGAUCAGCAGAAGCAGGAGCAGGCCCUGGCCCUUCUGCGGCAGCGGGCGGAGCUGGAGGUCUGGGAGACCCAGAAGGCCCUGGAUGAGCUGCUCUCCAAACACCGGCUGGCGAGGCGGAUGGAGAAGCACAAGACCCAGGCCAGGCCAGGAGCAGCACCAGAGCUGGAGGGGCUGCGGCCGUGGGCAGGCCUGGAUCCGAAGCCACCCUGGAGCGCUGUGACGGCCAGAGCCAGGUGUGUCCGAGGUUGGGACGGUGGUGCCCGCCCAACGUGGAAGCCGUCCAUGGGCAGAGACACUGCUGCGCCCUCCUGGGGCCCGGAGAAAGUACAGGAGCAGCCGGUCGGCCAGUCAACCUAUGCGGGUGAGAGUCCUCAAAACCAGCCACCUCACGUGCUCAGCCAAGCUCCCUGCAUGGGCCCGAGGGAAGUGAGUCAGGCACACCCUGGAGAGGAGGGCUUCCUGGAGCUGCUGGCCUGCUCACCUGGGCUGAGCUCCAUUCCCAUUGGGAGAGUCUUUGUGCCGGCCGGGGUACGGCUGACGCCCCGUCCUCUGCCUGUUCAGAGGGAAACCCGACGCCUGGGCAGCAGUCGCCUGCUCUCGUGCCAGGAGAGGACCCUGCUCCUGCGGCACCACCAGCACAUAUUCUCGGUGCAGAGGGCCGUGGCCCGCCUGCGGCAGGAGCUCCUGGCCACGGCCCAGCUGCUGCAGGGUUCCAGCCCCGGAGCCAAGGCCGCCUGGGAGUGGGGCUCUGAGACAAGCCAGCAGCCAGUGGGGCCUGCACAGGGCUCGUCAUGCUCCCCAGCACCACUCAGGCCCCGCAGCCCCUCCGGCCACGGCCCCCGGAGGAGCCCCGAGAGCCUGCGCGUCCCCCCGUGAGUCAGCAUGGGCUGCCCAGCCUGUGCUCGCCCUCUCCUCCCUCGGGAGCGCUUUCCAAAUAAAACUCAC